Molecule: messenger RNA, 1407 nt
Organism: Apis laboriosa (Himalayan honeybee)
Lineage: Eukaryota; Metazoa; Arthropoda; Insecta; Hymenoptera; Apidae
Product: transmembrane protein 53
Exons: 5
Coding region: 180-1160 (326 amino acids)
Source: RefSeq, a predicted model, not a curated record
UCAACUCAAAACGAGAAUCUGUCCGUGGAAGAGGGGUGAUUUGUCCUCCCUUUCGUUACUGUUGUUAACUUCCUCCUCCUUCCUUUUCACCCUUACAGUUCACUCACAGUUUCCCUUCCCUUGCUUUCUGUGUUCUUUCUCUCCCGUCCUCACGAGGAGGAGGACGAGAAGUAGGAAAGAUGAGCGAUCAAGAAGAUCUCGACUAUUACAUCAUGUUUCCAUCGUUUCCACCAUCCCCAAAGGAUCCAACAUUAACUACUGGUAGCCAGGAUCAACGCGAAGAAUUCGUAUUCGUCUACAAAGAGGAUAAACGGCCAGUGAUAAUAUUGCUAGGAUGGGCCGGCUGUCAAGACAAAUAUCUGGCCAAGUACAGCGCAAUUUAUGAGGAGAAAAGUUGCAUCACGCUACGAUACACAGCACCAGUAGAAUGCCUAUUUUGGCGAAGAGACAAAAUGCCUUACAUCGGCAAACGAUUAAUUCAAGUGAUAACCGACAAGAGUUUGGAUCAACAUCCGAUAUUCUUCCAUGUCUUCAGUAACGGCGGCGCGUUUUUAUACCAACAUGUAAGCCUUGCUAUGCAACAAGCUAACACACCGCUCAAGGUCAAAGGAGUGAUAUUUGAUAGCGCUCCAGGAGAAAGAAGAUUGACCGCUCUUUUCAAAGCAAUCAGUGCUAUCAUAGGAGGACAUCCUAUUACAAACAUACCGAUGUCCUUCUUUAUUACAAUUUUCUUGUCUAUACUUUGGUUUUUAGAGGUAAUCGCUCAUGCUCUUGGACGUGGUUAUCCAAUACAAACAAAUCCAAUUGGUCUUGCAGAAGAAUCCUAUUCUUGGCCUCAAUUAUUUCUCUACUCAAAUGCAGAUAAUUUAAUUCCAGCAUCAGACGUCGAAAAAUUUGCCAGUCGACGAGCAGAACGUGGUGUACGAGUACAACUGGUACUUUUCACAAAUUCUCCACACGUCAAACAUUAUGCUACCUAUCGUGAUGCUUACGUAAAUACAGUUUGUAGCUUCAUUCACGAAUGCUUGAUGUCACCAAAUUCUGAAUGUUUAGAAUUAUCGCAGAAUCACAGCAUAGAGAAUAAUUCUCAAAAUUAUAUCACUAUGCCAAGUCUUACUAAAAGAGUUGUACUACCUCACGAAGCUACCAAACUAAAUUAAAGAAAAAUAAAAAAAUGAUUAAUAAUAGAAUAACAAUAUGAUCAAUGAAAGAAUCAUAUUUCGUACAAUUUUGCAUGUACGAUUAUAUGCGAACAAAAAUGGAUAAACUGGAAGGCUAAGAGGAUCGGCAUAUUGUUUGUUUAUUAUUUUCGAUAUAUGAAUAUUAUUAAUAUAUUUGAAUAUGUUAAUAUAAGAUUAUCUAGAAAGUCUUGAUUAUAUCAGCGUUGAAUCUUGAUUAUUUCUUAAA